AUGGCAAGAUCGCCCCGUCGACGGCAUGGUAGGUGCGGGGGCUGGGGGCGCGGCCGGGUGGAGGAAAGGGAGCGUAGGGCGCUCCUGGGCGUCAGGGUCGUAGGCGAUCUCAUCCACGCCGUGGGGCCGAGCCCUCCGGUGCGGCUACGACCCUUCCCCGGGUUUGGGAAGCCGCCCCGAACCCCAGACGGCGCCUGCGCGCUCCGGCUCAUCCCCAGAACCCCUUUUUGCCUCAAUUGCUCCACCCCUCCUGAGGACCUGACCCCAGCGAGUGCAAGGAGCUCUGUCCUCUGCAAUGGCAAUAGGACUUGGGAAUUCUUUGAACUCGAGGACCUGACCCUGCCUGAUGAGGUGCUAAGAGUCAAGUACCUGGGACCCCAGCAGACAAAGCUGUUCGUGCCCAUCUGUGCCAUGUACCUGCUGAUCUUCAUGGUGGGCACCGUGGGCAAUGGGCUGACCUGCGUGGUCAUCCUAUGCCACAAGACCAUGUGCACACCCACCAACUACUACCUGCUCAGCCUCGCCGUGUCUGACCUGCUGGUGCUGCUCAUCGGCCUGCCCUUGGAGCUCUAUGAGAUGUGGCGCAACUAUCCCUUCCUGCUGGGCACCGGUGGCUGCUACUUCCGCACACUGCUCUUCGAGACAGUCUGCCUAGCCUCUGUGCUCAACGUCACUGCCCUGAGCGUGGAGCGCUAUGUGGCCGUGGUGCACCCACUACGGGCCAGGUCCUUGGUGACACGGACUCACGUGCGCCGCGUGCUGGCGGCUGUCUGGGCCCUGGCCGUGCUCUGCUCUCUGCCCAACACCAGCCUGCAUGGCAUCCAAUGGCUGGUUGUGCCCUGCCGAGGCCUGGUGCCCGACUCCGCCAUCUGCACUGUGGUCCACUCACGGACCAUCUACAACCUGGUGGUGCAGACCACCGCACUGAUCUUCUUCUGCUUGCCCAUGGUCACCAUCAGCGUGUUCUACCUGCUCAUCGGGCUGCAGCUGAGGCGCGAGAGGUUGCUGCUCAUUCAGGAAAUCCAGAACAGGGGUGCCACCAGGUCCCGAGAUAUCUGUGGGCUCCAGCGGCAGCAGCUGCAGGAAAAGGGCCGGCGGCAGGUGACCAAGAUGCUGUUUGUGCUGGUCGUGGUGUUUGGGAUCUGCUGGGCUCCAUUCCACGCUGAACGUCUCAUGUGGAGCUUCGUGUCCUACUGGACAGAUGACCUGCAUCUGACCUACCAGUACUUGCACGUUGUUUCCGGCGUUUUCUUCUACCUCAGCUCGGCCGUCAACCCAGUGCUUUACAGCCUCAUGUCUAGCCGUUUCCGAGAGACCUUCCAGGAAGUCCUGUGCUUUGGAGUCCGGAACCGCCGCUCCAGACACCGCCACAGCUCCUAUAGCCUCCACAAGGUGACCACUGGCAGCACCCUGUAUGACUUGGGCUCCCCGAACAGCAGGGCUCUCCCUCUGAUUGAGGGAGACUGA
Chrysochloris asiatica (Cape golden mole) is the source of this 1467-nucleotide messenger RNA. RefSeq names its product neuromedin U receptor 1 (gene NMUR1). The transcript is spliced from 4 exons. Gene Ontology annotation, cellular component: plasma membrane. NCBI's taxonomy places the organism in Eukaryota, Metazoa, Chordata, Mammalia, Afrosoricida, Chrysochloridae. The coding region runs from base 1 to 1467 and encodes 488 amino acids. The record is from RefSeq and is a predicted model, not a curated record. Gene Ontology annotation, biological process: G protein-coupled receptor signaling pathway. Gene Ontology annotation, molecular function: neuromedin U receptor activity.